Messenger RNA from Annulohypoxylon truncatum, 1843 nucleotides. Its product is annotated as catalase. The transcript has 4 exons. Gene Ontology annotation, biological process: response to hydrogen peroxide; hydrogen peroxide catabolic process. Gene Ontology annotation, cellular component: cytoplasm; peroxisome; mitochondrion. Lineage: Eukaryota; Fungi; Ascomycota; Sordariomycetes; Xylariales; Hypoxylaceae. The record is from RefSeq and is a predicted model, not a curated record. Gene Ontology annotation, molecular function: catalase activity; heme binding. Bases 104 to 1651 code for a protein of 515 amino acids.
UAUCGAGUCUCAUACUUAAAUAGACGAAAUCAACCUUAUACUUGCAUAGUCUCUAUCUAAUACUCAAAGUUGCACAAACUUCCUUAUUCAAACAUUUCUCAUCAUGGCACAAGAAACACCUUAUUAUACCUUGGCAGAGGGCGGUCCUCUUUCAAGGAAUGAUACGUCAGUUCAACUACGAACUGGUGGUGGCGGUGGUGGUUUUGUCCUUCUCACAUCAACUCAACUCCUCGAGAACCUGGCACACUUUGCUCGGGAAAGAAUCCCUGAAAGGAGUGUCCAUGCUAAAGCAGCAGGAGCAAGAGGGUACUUCGAAGUCACAGAUGAUAUCUCAGAUCUUACCGACGCUGAUUUCUUGACUGGUGUCGGCAAGAAGACAGAAGUUCUCGCUCGUAUUUCCACUGUUGGCCCUGAAAAGGGGUCAGCGGAUAGCGUGAGAGACUUCAGGGGCUUUGCUAUGAAGUUCAAGACCUCGCAAGGAAACCAUGACUUCGUGUUCAACAAUCAUCCGGUAUUCUUCGUUCGCGACCCGACCAAGUUCCCUUCGUUGAAUCGUAGCCACAAGCGCGAUCCUCGGACAAAUAUCGCUAGCUCGGACAUGUUCUGGGACUUCCACGUCCACAACCAGGAAAGCAUCCAUGCGUUAAUGUUCCUCUUCGGGGAUCGAGGAAUUCCCGCUUCCUUCCGACACGUGAAUGCUUAUAGUGGCCAUACCUAUAAGUUCACCAAAGCAGAUGGUUCAUACUGCUACGUCCGCAUCCAUUUCCUGACUAAUCAGGGGAUUCACUACUUCACGGACGAGGAAGGGGCCAUAUUGGCCGGCACCGAACCCGACAGGAACCUCGCGGACCUCCAAGACGCCAUCCGAUCAGGCAACUUCCCUUCAUGGGAUAUGUACGUGCAAGUCAUGCGCCCCUCAGACAUCGCCGACGCGCCCAUCGACAUCUUCGACAUGACCAAGACCUGGCCCCUGGGAAAAUACCCCCGGCGCAGAGUCGGCCGCAUGACGCUCGACAAGAACCCGGCGAACUGGUUCGCGGAGAUCGAGCAGGCCGCCUUCAGCCCGAGCAACAUGGUCCCCGGCAUCGACGCGAGCCCCGACCCGAUGCUGCACGCGCGCAUGUUCGCGUACCCGGAUGCGGCGCGCUAUCGGCUCGGCGCGAAUUACCAGUUCCUGCCUACGAACGCGGCCAAGAGCGAGGUCUACUGCCCGAUCGAGCGCGACGGGGCUAUGAAUUUCACGGCGAACUACGGCGGCGACCCGAAUUACAUCGGUGCGAAGAUCAAGCCAACGAGGUUCCUCCAGUAUGGGCAAGAGGGACAGGCUCAAACCCAGCGACGCGGCGGGCUCGACCAGGUAGCGGCUGAUAACGCGGUGCCUGUGGUAUUCUCCUCGGAGGUUACUGAUAAGGAUUUUGAGCAGUCUGCGGCCCUGUGGCAUUUGAUGGAGAAGCAAGACGGUGCGCAACAGCGAUUCGUGGGUAACGUAUCGGCUCACCUGAGUGGCGCGCAGACGAAGUGGAUUAGGGAGGAAGCCUAUGCGAUGUUCCGACGUGUCGACGAGAAGCUGGGGCAGAUGGUGGAGACCGCGACGGAAGCGCGUGUCCAGGGCCAACUCAGCAGGGAUCUGCGCAAGAUGGCCUGGCACUGAGUAAGCUCCGGGCUUCGACUGGACUUGGCUUUUUGGUAGGAGUGCAGAUGUGAGAGAUUAGAGUGGUACAUAAACGGUUGCAUACGAUAGACGAGAUGAAUCCGGAGAUGCGCGGAGAUGGACGGAGAUAUACGAUCUUAAUUACCUAAAUCACCUCUCUUAUUGGCUUUCCCUACUGCGUGGCUAACGCCA